AUGGAGAACUUGAAUACUGGCCUUAGUCCAGGCGAGCUACGCAUCUUUAUGAUUGCAAUGACCUGUGCUGUGGAUGGCUUAAACAAUGUCAAGAUCGACUUCGACCUGCUUGCUGAUAAAGCCGGGCUGAAGAAUGCUAGCAGCGCGAAUGUCCUUUACGGGAACGCUAGGCGCAAGCUCUUGGCCGCCCCCAGAAUUGUCGCUGCUCAGGCUUCCACUGGUUCCACCGGCAGCGGUUCCAAUCCCACCACCCCUAAAACAAAGGAAGGCAGGGUUGCCAAACAUACUCCGAAAUCGUCGACUCAUGGCAAAGGCAAGACCGCCAAAGCAAUUGCCGCAGCCGCCCUUGAGGCGUAUCCCUCUCCAAGUAAAACCAAAGUCAAAGGCGAGUCCGAAGCUGAUUCAGCCAUGGCUGCCAUAAUGGACGACGAUAAAGAGGUCAAACUCGAGAACACCAAUGUCGCUUUGGCGGACAAUGCGGAUGAGGUUGCCCAUGAUGUCGCUACUGAGAUGAUCAAAGGCACGUCUUAUCCCCGCUCCGAACUUGAGUGGUCCUUUUUUGAGCAAUCAAUGUGGCAUGUCGGUACUUACGACUAG
Molecule: messenger RNA, 597 nt
Organism: Paracoccidioides brasiliensis Pb18
Exons: 3
Coding region: 1-597 (198 amino acids)
Source: RefSeq, a predicted model, not a curated record